Molecule: messenger RNA, 540 nt
Organism: Diatraea saccharalis (sugarcane borer)
Lineage: Eukaryota; Metazoa; Arthropoda; Insecta; Lepidoptera; Crambidae
Source: the annotation of a GenBank genome assembly
AUGAUUCGAUUGUUAUAUCUCCUCGCUGUUGUUUACGUCACCGCUGCUUGUCGCCAUAUUUGUGGCCAUCAUGAACACGGCGGGCAUACACGUCACAACCACAAUAGACUCUUCGAAGAAAUUAGCAAUAAAGUCAUUGCGGCUGACAAAAAGUUGCAAAACUUCUGCGUAGCAAACUCUAACGGAGCCACCAAAGAGAUCAUCGAUUCCCAAACUUAUCAGCUCAGAACUCCACUAGCCAAUUACCAAGAGAAUGAAGUAGAAGUGAAGAUUAGGCACAGAGUGCUUUACAUCGAUGCGGAUAAACCACCGUUACAACGUUACUCGGAGAUUCGUCUGCUACCAAAUUUCGUGGACACGAAACAAGCUAAUUUCCAAUUGGUGGAUGGUAUUUUGAUUAUCAACUUCAAUAUUAAAACUCAAGCAACUGAAAAUUGCUCUGACAACGUAGACAGUGACGUCAUAACGGUUCCUAAACUCGAAGACGAAACUUUUACCCUUGGCGGUAACGAAAGAAUGGGCAGUAAUUAUAAACGGUAA